Molecule: messenger RNA, 6096 nt
Organism: Pieris rapae (cabbage white)
Lineage: Eukaryota; Metazoa; Arthropoda; Insecta; Lepidoptera; Pieridae
Gene: Rbp
Product: RIMS-binding protein 2
Exons: 21
Coding region: 278-4705 (1475 amino acids)
Biological process (GO): neuromuscular synaptic transmission
Molecular function (GO): protein binding
Source: RefSeq, a predicted model, not a curated record
CUCGCAGCCGCUCCGCUCCACCCGAUUUAACACUUUUUUAUUUUGCUCAAGUACGUAGAUCUCCAGAAUUCAUAAGUAAGACCGUCUCAAAACAUCUGAUCGCCUCGUGUUCGAUUCCGCGACUGAUUACAAAAUGGCUGGAUGGCACGACCCAUUCGCGAUUUCGGUGUGUUCUUAAGGGACGAAAUGUGCUUCGUUAUGUAAAUGUUACGCAAGUUCGGGACUGUCUUCCGACCCAGAAGUGACCCUUGGUCUCAUGUAACCUGACAUUACCAUUAUGAGUGCGUACGGACUAUCGGGAGGCGGCGAGUCGGAUGUGAUAUCACGUCGACUAAGGGAGGCGGAGCGAGCGCGCGCCGACGCAGAGAGGGCGCACGCAGACGCAUUGGCGCAACUUCGCAAUGCUCAGCGCUCGCCGCUCGACUCGCACAAUGUCGAACAGCUACAAUCGAAAGUUAGAGAACUUGAGAAAAAGGCUGCCCUAGAAACAGUCCGAUGUGAGGAACUUCAGUUGGAAUUGUCAUCAGCAAUGCGUGCGAGAGGCACAAGUACCACUGCCACAUGGUCCAUGGCCACUCAACCUGCCUCAGAAAUUGAGCGGAUUAUGGCCAAAAUUGAACAGGACAAUAGAAUUCUCGCCGAAUUAGAGCACACCAGGUCUACAACUCAUGAUUAUUCCAUUCUAGGUAUACAACAGAGCGGGUCCAACCAAGGGUUAGGAGAGUACCAUUCCCCAACACCGUCACCACUACCACACUCGUACACGAGUACAACGGGCCAUAAUAUAACUUUGUGUCAGAGCAACACAAUGCCGACUCUGUCUUCCCUUCAUGCUGCCUCACAGUUCACAGCCCCUAACCCUAACACCGCUGCGUAUUCCAUGAGCGCUCACAAUCCUACCUCCUACACAAACCCAGUUUCUGCUCCCUACGGCCUCUCAAACACACACCAAGUAACAUUCACAAACCCUGUUACUACCCCGCUUGUUAACAACAUCAACCAGAUAUCGAGUACCUUAGCGGGCUUACAAUCCAAUCUUCAUAAUCUUACCGGAAACGUGUCAUCAAUGACUCUUGGAAACGCAUUGACUGGAACUGCAAUAACAGGCACAAUGGCGGGAAGUGGUCUUAGUAGUUGUUUAAAUAAUGUACCAACAAGUUUAUCAAGUGGACUAUCGAGCACCUUAGCAGGAAUACAAUCAAGUUUGACAGGAGCACUUGGAAACACACUAAGUAAUCUUACAGGCGGAACACAAAUUGGAGCUUUAAAUACGAACCUUACAAGCACAAGUGUUUAUGGAACGGGUAGUGGAACUUAUACAAAUCCACUUUUAACUAGUGGCUUAGGUACAAAUCCGAUGAAUAUUAAACUAAAGCCCAUGGAUGAGAUAGAUUUGGGCUUAGGUCGAUAUGGAACCAAUAAUCCAUCUAUGAUUAGGGCAGUCACUCCAGUGACUCCUCAUCAACCAAGCUGGAGCUUAGGAUUAGAUAGCCAAUUUCCCGAUAGACUUGCUGGUUUAGAAUCUUCGUUAUAUCAUGACCGUGGUCAGAGAAACAUGAGGCUUUUGCAAAAUAAUUUGUUGGAUAUGGAUGUGCGAAACACACAUUAUAUGAACGGAGGGGGACCAAACGAGGCCCAAGUUGACAUGCUAGAUAUUCCAGGCAAAGGUCGUUGUUGCGUUUAUAUAGCUCGGUUUUCUUAUGAUCCACCGGAAAUUGAAAGUGCUGAAGGUGAGCUAUCAAUAUGCGCUGGGGACUAUCUUCUGGUUUGGGGUCCACCAGAUCCAAAUGCAACGAUGCUUGAUGCCGAAUUGUUAGAUGGUCGCCGUGGUCUAGUACCUGCCAAUUUUGUUCAAAGGCUGGUAGGCGACGAUCUUUUAGAGUUCCAUCAGGCUGUUGUAGCUACACUACGUGAUGCUGAUGAAACAGCUACAACAGCAAUAAGUGAUAUGUCACUAAGCCGUGAUGUAGCUCGUCUGAGUGAAGUUGCUGAUGUAACAGAUGGAUCUGAAGAUGAUGAUAAUGUUCCGGCUCCGCGUCAGCUCACAUUGGAGCGGCAGUUGAACAAAUCUGUGCUGAUUGGCUGGACGGCACCCGAGGGAGUACAACAGGCAAAUAUCGAGAGCUACCAUGUCUAUGUGGAUGGGGUAUUGAAGACGACUGUGAAGGCCACUGAACGAACCCGUGCUUUGGUAGAGGGCGUAGAUUCUAAUCGAUUUUUGCAUUUUAAGCCGCAUCGGAUCAGUGUUCGAUCUGUCACGGCGACACGCCGUACAUCUCGUGAUGCCGCUUGUACUAUGGUAAUUGGUCGAGAUACUGCAAAUAUGGGACCAACCUGCGUAAGGGCUAGUGGGGUAACGUGUUCGCAAGCAGUUAUAUCCUGGUUGCCAGCAAAUUCUAACCAUCAACACGUCGUCUGUGUAAACAACGUCGAAGUUCGGACUGUAAAACCUGGUGUUUAUCGUCACACUAUAACUGGUUUAUCACCAAGUACGCAGUAUCGAGUGACAGUAAGAGCCAAACAUUUAAGAGCCGGUCCUCCAUCUGGAAUACCUAUCGAAGAAGCUCCAGGAGCCUACACAGACUUCAGGACUCUUCCAAAAGGACUUCCAGAUCCUCCAAAUGAAAUCAUGGUGGAAGCUGGGCCGCAAGAUGGUACACUGCUUGUGACGUGGCAGCCAGUGCUUCGACCACCCGCUUCAGGGCCUGUAACUGGAUAUGCUGUUUAUGCAGACGGGAAGAAGGUGACCGACGUAGACUCUCCGACUGGUGAUCACGCUCUCAUCGAUAUCGGCAAACUCCUCGGCCUCAAUCCUAAAUGCGUCACCGUAAGAACUAAGUCGCGCGACAGCCAAUCGAGCGACAGUGCUCCAACUCCGAUUCCACCAGCUGUGUUGCGAGGUGUCGUAUCUAGGGUACAGAGGGGCCCUCCAGGUCAGGUUCUUAACCAGCCAGUUCCACCGGGUUAUAGAGCGCAGCGUCCGCAAGCUUAUCAACAGCAACAACAAGUUAUAGAACACGAUGAAAAUCUUUCCGAUAAAGAAAUAUUUCCGACAGCAAAUCGUCAUGAUCCUCAACAGCAGCAGGCUCAGCCCACGAGCGGAUUCGGCACAGGCCUUCUAAAGAGUAUAUUCGACAAAAUAACCCCUUCGCAUUCGGGGAUACCAGCCAUCGAAAUCACUAAAGAGGGAGCCACGGAGCAGAUAAGCGAGGAGGACGACCCUUCGCGGCGGUGUCAUCAGCAGCCGUCCCAACCUGCACAAGCGUCGCAGCAGCCUUCGGGUCAGCCGUACCCGAAUACACCAGCCUUCCAUGGCACGCAGCAACCCCCCUUUCAACAGGGCGCCCAGUUCCCAAGUAAUCAACCUAAUCAACAGCAAUAUCCCGGACAACAACAGCAGUAUCAAAAUCCACCUCCAAGAAAUCAUCAUGAACGGGGACGACCUCCUAACCCUCACCAGAUACAGCAACAGGCCCAACAAGGUCAAAUGCCGCAAUACGGUCCGAGAGGUGGCCCUCCUCCAGGACCACGAGGACCUCCUCCGGCUGGAGGUCGGCCCCCUCCACAAGGUCACGCUCAGUCAAAGAGAGGUCGUUAUUUCAUUGCACUAUUUGACUAUGACCCAGUAACUAUGAGUCCCAACCCUGAGAGCUGCGAUGAAGAAUUGCCGUUUAGCGAAGGAGAUACAAUUAAGGUGUGGGGUGACAAAGAUGCCGAUGGCUUCUAUUGGGGUGAAUGUCGAGGUCGGCGUGGCUAUGUGCCCCACAAUAUGGUUGUUGAAGUCUCUGAACAGGAGGCAACUGGGCAGGUCUCCGCAAAACCUCGAGAUCGCUGGACAGACGCGUACGCCAACCAGCCCGUACGUCGAAUGAUAGCGUUGUAUGACUACGACCCGCAAGAACUUAGCCCUAAUGUUGAUGCCGAUGCUGAGCUCAGCUUUCAAACCGGUCAGAUAAUACAUGUAUACGGCGAUAUGGACGAUGACGGUUUUUAUAUGGCUGAAAUUGAGGGUGUUCGAGGUCUUGUACCAAGUAAUUUCCUAACAGAUGCCAACGAUCAGUAUGCACCUGCGGGACCAAGUGGUCAAGGGCCACCUGGGGGUCGAAUGGGGCCAAGCACAAGCGCGCCAGGCGGAGGCCCAGGUCGAGGGAGGGGAGUCCCUCCAGGGCCAGGAGCUCGGGGUCCACCACCGCCUCCUAGAGAUAAUGUUGCCCCAGCACAAAGAAAUCAUCUUCGAAAAACAGAUGCCUGCCCUCUUCCCCCUUCUCAGUUAGACCACAACACAAGCGCCAGUAAUCCAGAACAGGCGAGUUCUCAGGCGAGGGGGAAAGGCGUGGGGAGCGUGCCGGCGAGCACGACCGCUCGCACGAGCGCUGGUAACGUGAGCUCGCCGCCGGUUCAGUCGCCGGGCUCAGCCGCCACGCUGGCUAUGCCCCCCGUGGGAACUACCACUGCCGUCAGCACGUCCCCAGCGCGCCGCGGCGGGCCCACCGUCGUCCCGGCGCCUACAGCUCAACCUCUUCAGCAGCAGCAACAACAGCAACAGCAACAACAACAGCAACAACAGCAACAGCAACAACAGCAGCCACCCACCUCACAACCCAACCUUAUGCAAAAAUUCACUGAAAUGACCGCCCCAGGCGGAGACAUACUCAGCAAGGGAAAAGAACUCAUCUUCAUGAAAUUCGGCCUCGGCGGCAAAUAAUGUCGGCGGUUCGGUCUUUAGGGCCCUUCAAUCCUUUAUGACGUCGCGGUUGUCUUCAAACGCGACCUUCAAAGCGGAAGAUACUGCUGUUUGCCCGGCAACAGAAUUGAACUCGAUCAGAGUUUUUUUUACAUGUAACCCGUUUAUAACCGUUAACGUAUUGUAAUAAUGUAAAUAAAUUCAAUAAACGCACAGUUUAGUUAAAAUGAAUAUUCAAAAUGUUAGUGCAGUCCUGAUACGCACGGUUGGAGUAACCCCUCAAUUAGUCGUAUUAUAAUGUUUUCUAAAUCUUCAACGUCUGCCCAUCUGUUAGAUUAGAUCGUAAGUGAUUGUUUAAUUCAUAUUUAACUAGUUAUAGUGUUCUUACUACUGCAAAACGCAUUGGUCUACGAACUUCAAUGCACGCAGUGUCACUAUACCUAGAUGAAAUAUGUAUUUUUAAAUAUUUAGUUAAAAUCUAUUUUAUACUUUGGCGUUCUUGAAUAAAAAACGUCAUUUGUUUCUUAAUGUUCGUAGCUUAGUAGCUACGUGUCCACAUUUUUUUGUCUAUCGCUAGGUUAUCUCCUUAUUAAUAUAGAAUUAGAUGUUUCAAAUCUAUAUCUUUGUUCUGAAAAAUAUAUAUAUUGUUGAAUGUUAUCCUCAUGCAGUCCACAGCAGUCGAAGUAAUCUGCAGAGUUGAGCCAUUCCUGAUGAUGUUGUCAUUAUGUUUCAAAUGUUUAUCAUAAUGUUGUAAAGAUAUAUCAGCUGAGACUCGGAGGCCGCAAAUUCAGGUGCCCAAUUGCAAUAUUCAAUAGAAUAACAUAUGUUUAAGAUUAUAUAAGUAAAACACAUUAAAGUUCACUUUUCUCAAAAUAUUCUGUGAUAGUAGACGUGAUACCAUCUUUGUCAUUCAUGUAAGAUACAGAAUCAUUGUCAUGUAAUAAAUUCAAAAACAGAAACAUUGUUCUAUGGUUUCUUGUUGUGCAGAUUAUAAUUUUUUGAUAGGAUUUCAGCGUUGGCCAGAAACUUGUACAAAAGUACGAAGAUUCUAGUACGAAGUCUAUGGUGUAUUUUAGAAAUCUUAUCAUUGAACACCUGUUCUUUAUCGAUGAAAUAUGUUAUGUCUAUGUUUUGUUCAGUAACAAAUAUAUGCAACCUCAUUUCGAUAAAACUAGUAUCUAAUUGUAUAUGUAUUAAAUAAAUUAUUGAAGGUUCAUAUGUAUACCUUCGUGUUUCUCUUUUUAAAUUAAAUAUACAGUAAUAUCGAUUAGUAAUAAAGGCUAUUCCCGUUUCAAGCCUAAAGACUGCUUGCAUGAGUUAUAUUAAUAAUUUAUACAUUUUUUAUACCCUUGUUGGUAUAACAUAUAUUCUAAUUUUUAAAAAGAAUUUAAACUUUAAAUUCUGAAGUUCAA